Molecule: messenger RNA, 309 nt
Organism: Blastomyces gilchristii SLH14081
Lineage: Eukaryota; Fungi; Ascomycota; Eurotiomycetes; Onygenales; Ajellomycetaceae
Exons: 1
Coding region: 1-309 (102 amino acids)
Source: RefSeq, a predicted model, not a curated record
AUGCUUGAACAUGAAGGAGAGGGUCCGGUUCAGCUGCAAAGUCGCGAGGCGCGCCGGGAUGCGGGGAAGUCAGUGGCACCUGGCGGACGCCCAAUGCCAUUAAAACACCGGCCAUCAAAGCCCACCUGUACUGCUCCCAGCAAUGUCUCCUUGCGCUUAAGGGAUGGUAGCCCUCUUGAUUCAUUGUGCCCCAAUUACCAGGAUCACCAGAAGUCCCGGAUCCAGAUACAUGGCUUCUGUGCUCGUAUCCGGAAGCAGCUUGCCAUGGAUCGUGGCCCGGACGCCGACUGCCGUCCUCAAGGCAGGUAG